This is a messenger RNA of Beta vulgaris subsp. vulgaris (sugar beet), 5976 nucleotides long. Its product is annotated as cation-chloride cotransporter 1. Gene Ontology annotation, cellular component: membrane. Gene Ontology annotation, biological process: transmembrane transport; monoatomic ion transport. Bases 3372 to 5828 code for a protein of 818 amino acids. The record is from RefSeq and is a predicted model, not a curated record. The transcript has 12 exons. NCBI's taxonomy places the organism in Eukaryota, Viridiplantae, Streptophyta, Magnoliopsida, Caryophyllales, Amaranthaceae. Gene Ontology annotation, molecular function: chloride:monoatomic cation symporter activity.
AUGCUUGAGCGCCCAAAGGCUACUGAUGUCAAAUUGGGAACCUUGAUGGGUGUAUUUUUGCCAUGCUUGCAAAAUAUACUGGGGAUCAUAUACUACAUUCGGUUCACUUGAUACUUGCGACAUUUCUCAACUAUAACACCCCUGAAUUUCGAGUUGCUAAUUAAAUUAAAUAAUAUCAAAAUUCUACAGAAAAUUCGGCAGAGCUCCGUCUGAAAUAUGGACGGCCUAAAAUUCAAUUUAGGACUCGCGUCCAAAUUAUGAACCUGUAUGAAUAAUCCAGCAAACCAAGUUCUCCAAAAUCCUUAUCCAGCUCAAAAGUCAAUACAUCCAUGCAUAUGUACCCGAAAUCCAAAAGUGUUAUUCCACGGUUAUUGCAGGAAUAACUGUUAAGGGUAACUACCUAACUAAAUUAAUGUUAAAGCAACAACUAAAUUAAACUAUUACAAUCCAAACGUGUAAAGGUUUAAGUAAAUUAAUAUUUACAACCUUAAGUUCCAAAAUGAUGAUAUAUAUAUAUAUAUAUAUAUAUAUAUAUGUGGUGCAGCGAAAAUAGAACUACUAUAUUUCAACUAAGCUAGUGGAACUUUGCUCUCAGCCCACACCCCACUUGCAAAUCUUCAUGUACCUCCAUAUAUCAGGCAUGUAGUAUCAGCCAAACUGGCUGAGCAAGAUUUCAUACUAAGAAGCCAAACAUAUAUGCAGGUAGGAUAUAACAAACAUAUUCUACAUAUCAUUUACUUUCAAAACAUAAUACUAAAUACAACUUUAUAAAACCCGUUUUUCUUUCUUUGUAUUUCUCUCAAAAACGUAUACAUUCUUUCUUUUUCUUUUUGAAACCAAAUCUUUUCUUUCCUUUUCCUUUUGAAACCAAAUUCUUUCUUUCCUUUUUCUUUCACAAAAUAUAUUAAUAGUCUCAAAGUUAUAAAUCUAGAGAAUGGAACAACUUUUAUUUCCAUUGGGCUAGCUAGACCCUCAGGAUAAAACUAAGACAAAGAUUCCUAGUGUGCACACCCUACAAACGCCCAAACCAUAGCAGAAGAUCAGAGUCCGAGGUACUGAUCAACGUACCCCCACAAACUAUUCUAUAAAAUCGAGCCAAACCCGACAAAGUUCCAUUCUUUGAGAUGCCACACAGGCAAUCACCACAACUUUAAAAACACAAAACUAUUUGAUAUAAUCUUUCCAUAAACUUUCAUUAACUUUCUAUUUGUAGUUCGGAAACCAACAUCUUUAUCUUUGGGGGAACAUCCUCCCUUACCAACCAAACUUUCUAUUAAUAGAGGAAUAUCCUCCUUUUCAAACCACUUUCAACCAAAAUGAGAUACAUACCUCUUCAAAACUCUUCUCUAACUACAAAAGUUUUAGUAAGAAAUCUUACCUUUUGAAAUACAGCAAAUCAUUUAUGUCAAGCAGUGAAUACGGCUCCUCAAUGAAACCGGAAUCUACAAUAUAAACAUAUAUGUACUCAUUAAGUAAUAAUAGACUUGACUUAACUAGUUAAUGAGCUUUGCUUAACUCUAGUUUUAUAAAUUAUGAGCCUCACUUCAAAUGACAUAACUAACUAAUACUAACAAUACUAAAAUCUCUCUUAGUUUAUAUAAAACCAACACAUAAGCUUCAUAAUAUAUAUUUAGAUACUUAAAAAUCCAUUAGGAAAAACAUUCAAACUUAAAAUACUCGAAAACAGAUUUAUUAAUUUCAGCAGAAAAUUAAAAUGGGCAUAACUUUCUCAUUCGAACUUCGAAUCAAGCAUUUCUUGAGCCUAACUUUUGUAUUUUUGCAAAAAAUGCCCGGAAACUGUUGAAAAACAUGAAUUACGAAACUGACCAGUGAUUUCUACGAAUUUCAAGUCUUGUUCAUAAACUCAUUAUUAUCAUGAAACAAUCUCACUCAAUCAAACUACACCCAACAUUCACAAUCAAAAACCCUCAAUUCAAUUUCAAUUAUAAAAACCCGAACUCAUAUACUUUCAGAAAACUAAAAUUAAAUUAAGAACUUAACUUACCCACUACUAUGGAAGAUUAAUGGUGAAAAAAGCUUGUGAAAUCGACCCUUAAAACGCAUCCCAAACCUCAAAAGCACCGAAUUCCGACUUUUUUGUUAAACCUAUUCCUCACGGUGCCACUUGAGAUUGUUGUGUUGUAGUUGAGGCGCCGGAAAGAUAGAGAGGUUGAAGGUGGUAGUGUUCUUUGUGUGAUGAAGAUUGUGAGAGCUUGAUGGAGAGGAUGAAGAUGGAAGGAAACGUUAUGAACGCAAGUUUGUUUCCUUUCUUUUCUUUUCUUUUCUUAUUCUUUUAUUUUCCCCCUUUCCUUUUUAACAUGAAUACUAUUCCUUUCCUUUUUCCAAAUAACUAUAUAGAUAUAUAACCUUUCUUUAUUAAUACUUAAACUCCUCACUAAACUUAACCCACUAAAUUCAUAAACAUUUAUAUUUUUAUAUAUAUAUUUUUUAAAAAUAAGUCCUACAUAAAAAUAUUAAAUAUGAAAUAAUUAAAAGAAAUAAUUUAUUUUCAGUAGAAUAAAUAUUAAUUAUAUUCCCAAAAACUGGGGUGUUACAAUCUACCCCCCUUAAAAUAAGUUUCGUCCUCGAAACUUCAAACUAUUCUUAAGCUCGUGGAGAAAAUCCUAUCAUUUUUCAAAACCUUAGCUCAUUAACUUUGUAUAUUAAGCCAACUAUCUAUUAUCAAAGUACAAAGGAUAAUACCUAUAUAUUAUCAAACUUCCACAUAAACUAUCAUACUAACUUUCAAGUAGAAUCAAACACAUACUAUCAACAUGCCAUUAACUUUCAAGUCGAAUCCAACUCUCGAUACAAGUCAAACACGUCCUAAAUGUUUAUGAAUGUAGUGGGUUAAGUUUAGUGAAGAGUUUAAGUAUUAAUAAAGAAAGGUUAUAUAUCUAUAUAGUUAUUUGGAAAAAGGAAAGGAAUAGUAUUCAUGUUAAAAAGGAGAGGGGGAAAAUAAAAGAAUAAGAAAAGAAAAGAAAGGAAACAAACUUGCGUUCAUAACGUUUCCUUCCAUCUUCAUCCUCUCCAUCAAGCUCUCACAAUCUUCAUCACACAAAGAACACUACCACCUUCAACCUCUCUAUCUUUCCGGCGCCUCAACUACAACACAACAAUCUCGAACUAGCGGCAAGUGGCACCGUGAAGAAUAGGUUUAACACAAAGAACACUACCACCUUCAACCUCUCUAUCUUUCCGGCGCCUCAACUACAACACAACAAUCUCGAACUAGCAGCAAGUGGCACCGUGAUGAAUAGGUUUAACAAAAAAGUCGGAUUUCGGUGCGUUUGAGGUUUGGGGUGCGUUUUAAGGGUCGAUUUCACAAGCUUUCUUCACCAUUAAUCUUCCAUAGUAGUGGGAUUGUUGGUAUGGCAGGCAUAGGUGAGUCCUUAUUUCUCGUGUCAUUCUGCUGCAUGUGCACGUUCUUGACAGCGGUGUCAUUAAGUGCAAUUGCGACAAAUGGUGCAAUGAAGGGUGGGGGACCAUAUUAUCUCAUUGGUCGUGCUCUUGGUCCAGAAGUUGGCGUCAGUAUAGGGCUUUGUUUCUUCCUAGGAACCGCAGUAGCUGCAGCUCUCUAUGUGUUAGGAGCUGUUGAAACAUUUCUUAGUGCUGUGCCAGGUGCUGGGAUUUUUACAGAGACCAUUACAAGGGUGAAUGGCACAACAGUCAGCCCCAUACACCAACCAAGUUUACAUGAUCUACAAAUUUAUGGGAUUGUUGUGACCAUCAUCCUCUGUUUUAUUGUUUUUGGUGGUGUCAAGAUGAUCAACCGAGUAGCUCCCGCUUUCCUUAUACCAGUUUUGUUCUCGAUGCUCUGCAUAUUUAUUGGAGUAUUUGCAUCUGGAACGGACAAGCCUGUCGAGGGAAUUACCGGCUUGAGUUUAACAACGUUCAAAGACAAUUGGAGUUCCGCUUACCAAAUGACUAAUCAAGCUGGCAUACCUGAUCCCAAUGGUUCGGUUUACUGGAAUUUCAAUGCAUUGGUUGGCCUUUUUUUUCCUGCUGUUACGGGUAUCAUGGCUGGUUCAAAUCGCUCUGCCUCACUAAAAGAUACUCAGCAUUCAAUCCCUGUUGGAACAUUGGCUUCACAACUCACAACAACUGGUCUAUAUCUGAUCUCAGUUUUAUUGUUUGGUGCUUUUGCGACCAGGGAAAAGCUUCUGACUGACAGAUUACUUACAGCAACAGUUGCUUGGCCUUUUCCAGUAAUAAUCUAUGUGGGUAUUAUCUUGUCGACCUUGGGUGCUGCUCUCCAGAGCUUAACCGGAGCACCGCGCUUGUUAGCAGCUAUUGCAAAUGACGAUAUUUUACCUGUUCUUAAUUAUUUCAAGGUAGCUGAUGGGAGUGAGCCGCAUAUUGCCACCCUCUUUACUGCCUUCAUUUGUAUUGCAUGUGUUGUGAUUGGGAACCUGGAUCUUAUCUCUCCGACAAUUACCAUGUUUUACUUGCUGUGUUAUGCGGGUGUGAACUUAUCCUGCUUCCUUUUGGACCUUCUUGAUGCUCCUAGCUGGCGUCCAAGGUGGAAAUUUCACCAUUGGAGCCUCUCACUUUUUGGUGCAACUAUUUGCAUAGUGAUCAUGUUCUUGAUCUCUUGGUCAUUCACGAUUGUCUCUCUUGCCCUUGCAUGCCUUAUUUACAAAUAUGUGUGUAUCAAAGGGAAAGCCGGAGAUUGGGGUGAUGGUUUCAAGAGUGCUUAUUUUCAACUCGCCCUCCGAAGUCUUCGUUCUCUUGGAGCAAAUCAGGUGCAUGCAAAAAACUGGUAUCCUAUUCCGUUGAUCUUCUGCAGGCCUUGGGGCAAGCUACCAGAGAAUGUACCAUGUCACCCCAAACUUGCAGAUUUUGCAAAUUGUGUGAAAAAGAAAGGGCGCGGAAUGUCAAUCUUUGUCUCUAUUCUUGAUGGGGACUAUCUUGAAUGUGCCGAAGAUGCCAAGAUUGCCUGCCAACAGUUGAGUACAUACAUUGAAUACAAGCAGUGUGAAGGUGUUGCAGAAGUAGUGGUGGCCCCCGACAUGUCUGCUGGUUUCCGUGGAAUUGUCCAAACGAUGGGCCUUGGAAAUCUCAAACCUAACAUUGUGGUAAUGCGAUACCCAGAAAUCUGGCGUCGUGAAAACCUUACUGAAAUUCCCUCCACCUUUGUUGGAAUAAUCAAUGACUGUAUUGUAGCAAACAAGGCAGUCGUCAUUGUCAAGGGUCUUGAGGAAUGGCCCAAUGUAUUUCAACGGCAGUUUGGCACAAUCGAUCUUUAUUGGAUUGUUCGAGAUGGAGGUCUCAUGCUACUCCUCUCCCAGCUUCUCUUGACUAAGGAGAGCUUUGAGAAUUGCAAAAUUCAAGUCUUCUGCAUAGCAGAGGAGGAAACUGAUGCUGAAGGCCUCAAAGCUGAUGUGAAGAAGUUCCUUUACGAUCUCCGUAUGCAGGCAGAAGUAAUUGUUAUUACAAUAAAAACUUGGGAUGCACAAGUAGAAGGUGGGUCCCCGCAGGAUGAGUCAAUUGAAGCAUAUACAGCUGCUCAGCGCCGAGUUGCUGAUUACUUGUCAAAUAUGAAAGAAACCGCCGAGAGAGAAGGCACUCCUAUGAGGGAUGAUGGUAAAAAUGUAGUUGUGAACGAGCAGCAGAUAGAAAAGUUUCUUUACACCACUUUGAAGUUGAAUUCGACAAUGCUAAGAUACUCCAGAAUGGCGGCUGUAGUGCUUGUUAGUCUACCGCCACCUCCUGUGAACCACCCAUCCUACUUUUAUAUGGAAUACUUGGAUCUUUUAGUGGAAAACAUUCCAAGGCUUUUAAUUGUAAGAGGAUACAGGAAAGAUGUGGUCACCUUGUUCACAUAAGUUAAAUUGUUGUACUUAAGGACUAGAAACAACUUGGAACAAGAUAAUUUCUUCUGUUUCUUAAUUCUUUGUAGCUUCAAAAUUUUGUCAAUUAUUCUUUUUGUAGAUGUAUCAUUAUUUUCUUGUCACCAGACGGUGACUUCCACAA